AACGAGCUCCGUGUACUUUUUUAUGCAAGCACGAAUAAACAUAUCGUCACCACACAGCUUAUUAUUUGAGUUUGAGUAAAUCUCAGAGGUAUAUUGUUUGCGACUGCCUCUCGGUUAAGACCAUACACAGGAAUGCAUUUGAAACUGAACAUGUCAGAGACAGGGUCGGAAGUUGGAAUUAAGCUGGAAAGGGUGGAAGUUUGUUCGGAAUCUAAGGAUGAAGGUUUUGGAGACGAUAGCACGGAGAUCCCGUGCGCAGAGGCGGAUAUAAGGAUGCUGGACAACGAGACGCGUAGCGGAAGUGACGCGGUAAUGCUGGGAUACAUGUAUAAUCAGCAAUUGUUGUCCUCUUCAGACGACGGCGAGAAGGUCACGGACACCUCCAGCGAGGCUCUGCACUCCUCAGAGAAGUCACCCGCCAGCAGUCCCGACACCGGAAUAGGUCUGCACGAGUCGCCGUAUUCUAAACAAGACUACGGGAAACAAGACUACGUAAAACCAGAGUACACCAAACAAGACUAUAUGAAACAAGACUAUAUGAAGCAAGAAUAUAUGAAACAGGACUAUAUGAAGCAAGAUUACCUAAAGCAAGAUUACAUCAAGCACGACUAUCCUUCGCCACCAGAACACCACCUGCAGCAUCACAUCCCGCAUCCGGAAAUGACGUCAAUGGCGUACCCGCCCGUCGGCUCCAAGGGGCCAUACAGCGUCAACGGUAUCAGCCUGUCCUCGCCCAACGUCGACAUGAUGCACCCGGGCAUGGGCUACCAGAUGUCCCCAUACAGCGGCAACAACCCCAGAAAACAGCGAAGAGAACGGACCACUUUCACUCGCGCUCAACUUGACGUCAUGGAAUCCCUGUUCCAGAAAACGCGUUACCCCGAUAUAUUCAUGCGCGAAGAAGUAGCCCUGAAAAUCAGCCUCCCAGAAUCUCGCGUCCAAGUCUGGUUUAAAAACCGCCGUGCCAAAUGCCGCCAACAGGUUAAGGCGAAGGAAGGCAACAAUAACAAGUCACCGACUCCAAAGAAGGCAAAAUCUCCGCCGCCGCCGUCCAUCUCACCCGUCGGCGGCUAUUCCAAAUCUCCACCAGUGUCCAGUCCGCUGAGCAACGGAAGCAUGAACGCGCCGACGUCCAUCUGGAGCCCGGCGUCUAUUGCGCCUGUCAACGACAUCAUGUACCAGAACAGCUGCAUGCAGCGGACGGGCGGCUAUCCGAUGAGCAACAUGCACGGAGGCUACUCCCAAAACUACGGACCCUCCUCGUAUUACGGUAACUCUGACUACCUGACGCCUAUGCAGAUCCCGGUGAUGCACUCGAACCAGGCGAACAGUAUGUCCAAUUCCUACUCGAACCAGUACUCAUCGUUGCCGUCAGCGCAAGGUCUGUCCCGCCCCGCCGGCGGAGACUGUCUAGAAUACAAGGAUUCCUCUUGGCCGAAAUUCCAGGUUUUGUAAUAAUUAAAAAACGAUGAGAAUCUGACUUGUUUGUUGUGAUUAUUUAUUACUACCAAAAGAAACGGCCUGGGGACAGAGUGACGUAUCCAGAGGCGUCCACAGUGACAUCAUAACUGACGUCCCGCGUCAGAACGACGACGUUACCGUAUGAGAUUGAUAUAUAAGGGACGGCGACCAGGGUACGAGGCGUGAACUGUGAACCUUUCGAAGUGCUGUAGAAUGUGGGUUACUGUGAAUAGUCGAGUUCACAGUAAAGUGGGAACUGUGUUCACCAACCAUCGACUAACAGCGUAAGCGUUAAAUCUACACACAGAUUAUUUGGUGAACAUCCGCUUAAACAAAAAUGAUUUUGAUUUUGACAAUCAGUCUGAAUGACUCAACAGUAGUUUGAUCUGAUCAUAUUCGACAUAAAUAUAUGGUAAUUGUUUUGCUUACGAUAAUGUAAUGAUAUCCAGAAAGAUGUGUUCACAAAUGUCCAAUAUUGAUAUUUAAUUUCAUUUUAGAGUUUAUUUUUGUUCACUUCACACAUCACCAAUUUUUUCAACAUUCCUUGCAUUAAUUAUCGUGUUUUCAAUCGUUACUGCGGUAGAAACCAUUGAUGGUGUACCAAACACGUAUUAAUAAAGUUCUUUUCGUUAGUUGAUUUUGUUUUUGUAUUGAAUUGUUGGAGUUUUUUUUUACAUAAAGACAAAACAUAUCGGAUAAACAAAAAGAACAAUGAUAGCAGCGUAUUGGUCGAAAUUACAUUCCAAAAUUAUUUUUUGUUACUUAAAAUAAGUAAUAUGACAAUUGUACAUAUCGUUUUCAUUUGCCAGUACGUCGAAUGUCCAGUCAAUACUUAUGUUACAACGGUUGAGAUUGUAGCUUAUAGAUUUACAAGUUAAAUUAAUUUUGUAUAAAGUGUAUUAUAAUUGUGUACGUUCAUUUCACCGUUGUUUUUAUGAAUCAAUUUCAUUUCACGACGUCAAUAUUUCCAGUGAUUUCGUUUGUAUAUUUCAUGCGUAAUUUAUGUUUUCUACAUGUCUAUAUAAAGAAAUGUGUAUAGUGUUAUUAUAUGUGAAGAUAUUUUGCGACAUUUACUGUAUUGUAUGACAUGCCAAAAGUGUCAUUAAUUCCAUUAUUGCUAUGGAGCGGAAGAAAACUGCUCUUAAUCGACCAGUUGGGAAUAAAUGCAAUAACAUAA
This is a messenger RNA of Dreissena polymorpha, 2638 nucleotides long. RefSeq names its product homeobox protein OTX2-like. Lineage: Eukaryota; Metazoa; Mollusca; Bivalvia; Myida; Dreissenidae. The transcript has 5 exons. Gene Ontology annotation, biological process: regulation of transcription by RNA polymerase II. Bases 133 to 1455 code for a protein of 440 amino acids. Gene Ontology annotation, cellular component: nucleus. The record is from RefSeq and is a predicted model, not a curated record. Gene Ontology annotation, molecular function: DNA-binding transcription factor activity, RNA polymerase II-specific; RNA polymerase II cis-regulatory region sequence-specific DNA binding.